UGGUUGGGGAAAAAGCUCUUCGAUGUGAAACCAAUGGUAAAUGGAACGCCUCAGAGCCAAAGUGUAAAGUCGAAGCUUCAUGGUCGAGGUGGGGAAGAUGGACUGAUUGCUCAGUUUCGUGUGAUAAUGGAAUUCAAACACGCCAAAGAACGUGCAUUGGGACAAAUUCCGUUCUGGGUGAUAACACUCUAUGCGGUGAAAAGUCUUUGGAAUCUCGGGCAUGCGCAAACUGGAAAUGUCCAGAUUGUAAUAAAAUCUGCACAACUGGGAAGCUGGAUAUGCGAUAUUUGUGACGAUAACACACUAAGUGGAGUGGUCAAAGACAACACCGGUAUUCUCUUGGAGAAUGCAACCAUUGCUCUUGCCGAGUUUCCGUUUAAAAUAUUAGGAAAAAGACGGUGUUUCUGGGAAAUUCGUAUUGAAAGGAUUCUGUAUUUCAGAGGACAACAUCAUCACUUCCCAGAAAUAACAUCUCACCCUGAAAGUAAACUACGGCUAGAAGGUCAACCUAUCACAUUAUGUUGUGAAGGAAAAUCAAGUACAAAGGCAAAAUUCGAAUGGACGAUUAAUGAUCGUGGAGCAGAUGAAUACCAACAUGAUGAAAUACAAAGCAGUAAAUUGAUUAUACCUCAUGUUUUUAAAAACAUGAGUGGGGAAAUAAAAUGUAGAGUUUACGAUGAUCACGGAGCAGAAUUUUCAGAUCCUGCCAGGAUAACCGUUUUUAAUACCACCGAUGAUAGCUGCGAUCCAACACCAUCUCAACACAUAAUUGCACUGCCGCAGGGCUGCACGGCAGGAGAAACAAAUUCUGCUACUAUUGACGUAGGUGAAUGUGCGAGAACAAAAUGCAUCGCACGAGGUCUAAAAAAUAUGAACGAUUGUAGAGAUAAAUUCUGUUGCCAGCCAAUUGCUACAAGGAACAUCAAGGUCGUUUGUUUGCAGCAUUCGUUUGACAUAAAAAGUGUAACAAAAUGUGGUUGCGGCGAUUGCCCUGUGAAACAAACUGUUGUUAAAGGAGUAGCAAGAGGAGGUCCAGACAAUAAACCUUUUAAAUAUGGAUAUAUUUAUCACGGUGAUAAAUAUUUGGCUCGUACUGGAAGGAAGGGUGAUUUCUCAUUUAAAGUUCCUGGUGAUUUUUCUCGCUUUGUUGUAACGUUUAAGGAUAAACGUAAUUAUAACAAUUUUCAGGAAUUAACAAAAGUGAUUCCGUUGGUCACUGGCCGUAAAACGUAUAUAGAAGUCCGACUGAAGCCUCGGCCUGAACCUAUUAAAGUUGAUGCGAAGAUGGGCUUUGAGAUUUCCCUGGGAAACUCGCAAAAUACCCGUGGAUUAAAUAGGUCAAACGAGGAAAAUGUAGUUGAUAAUGACGACGCACAAUUAGAACCUGCUGUAGCAUUUGCUGUCCCUCCCCAAGGCUUGUUGACAGAAGAUGGGGAAAUUUAUAACGGGACGGUCAAGGUUGAAGUCAAUUUUGUUGAUCCGAGAAACGUUACAGAAGUGGAAGAAGCCGAUGGAGACUUCACCACGGUAGACGAAGAUGGCGAGGAACAACUACUGGAGACUUUUGGUGUGAUAAAAAUGGAUUUUAAAGAUGAAAACGAUAAGAGUUUGCAACCUACAGGGGACAUUGACAUUUCACUUGAUAUUGAUAAAUAUAAUAUUACUGAGAAUGAAGUAGAAAAUAUAAAGCUUUGGUACUUAGAAGAGAAGACUGGAAGAUGGCGCAUUUUGGACACAAGUUGGAAGAAGCAUCAAACGAAGCGAUCGAAGAGAUCAGAUAAACAUAUAUCACUAUUUACUACCAAACUUAAUGCGAGAGAAUUUAUUCGGUUUGAUCUAAACUUAGAUAAGGUGGGCGGAGAGAUUUAUUUGAAAGUUAUGGCAGAAGACACCACAAAGAAAGCAGAGUCAGUGCUUAUUACAGUAUUUGUCACGCAAAGUAGAGUGAAUUAUAGAUAUCAAUCGUAUAACAUCGAACCGAAUAAAGCACGUUGUAUAAAAACAUUUCGGACAGAUGAAUUUGCGGAAAUACGGGCUGUCGUUGGUGAUCAAUAUCCACUAACGCCAAAGGAAACAGGUUUGGAUGAGGAUGUUAUAAAGAAAUCACAUAGAAAUAACCUCAGAAGGAUCGCAUCGAUUUUUCACAAUGCAAACGUUAAAUAG
Molecule: messenger RNA, 2163 nt
Organism: Dendronephthya gigantea
Lineage: Eukaryota; Metazoa; Cnidaria; Anthozoa; Malacalcyonacea; Nephtheidae
Product: cartilage intermediate layer protein 1-like
Exons: 6
Coding region: 34-2163 (709 amino acids)
Source: RefSeq, a predicted model, not a curated record